AUGUCGAUCUCACACAAAAGUGCCCAACCGUACGCCCUAGCCCGAGUGAUCACCUUUUUAUCUCAACGCUGGAGGACAUGUUGGUGUCAGUCCAUAGACCUAAUCAUUGCAAGCGUCAGCAUCGUUGAUUGCGAAGAACUCACGGGAAGUAUGCGACUCGAGACGGAUCCGCAAAGGUCUGCUGGCGGUAUGAUGAUACUCCUGAUGAUGAAUCACUUGGCUCGAACGACCGAAGCCUUCGGUACUCCUUCCUUGCUUCGAUCCGAUCUACGAAGCUUUGGUAGUUUUCCGAAGCCAAAAUUUCGUUGGCGACCGAUCAAAGGUGUAGGCAUGGAUGGCGAUGGGGACGAAAAUAUCCAAGAGUUGUACCGACAAGUUGCCGCCAAUGAUCCGGAAUGGUUCGAAGCGUUCGUGGCCGACGUUUUGGGGGACGAUCAAGUUGAUCCGGAAUUGGUGCAGCUGGCACGGGACAGUCGCCAACAAUUCGCAGUCGUUCCGGAAGCGUCAAAAGCAACGACCAUUGACGCUGACGUUGUCGCGUCACGGCAUAGCAGCAGUUCCGCACCGACGAGUCAACCCGAUCCGGCAAAGGUGGAAUCGAACGGGACGGCACAGAACGGUCAACCACAAAAGUCUACGCCAGUCGCCACGGCGAUCCCAUCAUUGUCCAUUUCAGCAAAUACUGUAGAAGUCGAGACAGCCAUGAAUAGAGACGAGUCGCUGAUGGUCGAAAAUCUUACAACCAACGUCAUUGUGGACACGACAAAAACAACGACUGGAUCGGUGAAGCCAACUGACGACAACAAAGAAACUGGCCGGACUGGAAAUAACCAUGAGACAUUGAUCUCUGUUCCCAAUUCUACAAUCAGCAUUCCCAAUUCAACAAUUAACAAAGCUGUCCGCCAGCAGGAAUCCGAUACCAGCUCGCCAGAGGUCUCCAAAGCACUGGUAACGUCCGUAGCAACGACCGAAAUUGCCAUAAAGCACGAGCACAACGACACCGUCGUUUCCGAGGCGUGUUCCGUAGAGGAAGCAAAGAACAGUACAAAGUUAAACACAUUUGCAUCAAACUCGAGUGUCAACGAAAUAGCACAGGCGAUGUAUGAAAACGAAACGAUUGAGAAACAAAAGGAUGCUUCUCGAGUAUCCGCGACGCUCGACGCGGACGAUGAAUGGCCAAGCUCGAGCGUCGUGACGGGAGACGAUUCAAAACCAAUCGCGUUGCCGGUGAAAAACCCGCGACUCGAUAAUUCAACGAAAAACUCUCUGGGCAAAGAAAAAAAGGAAAGUGGCGCCCACCAAAACAACCCACUAGUAGCAACGGAAAAGAAGACCGCUAAACCGGAUGGUGGUGUCCGGAGAGGUGAUGAUGACCAGCCAGCAGACACCCCAACUCGGGCUACUACCACCAACACGGAUUUUGAGGAGGAGUCAAAUCUCAUUAUUUCCUACUUCUGUCCGACAUUGAAUGUUUGGCAAAAAGUACCGUUGUCAAAAAUGAUAGAGUUGGGUUACACGCAAAAGGAUGUCAUUUCUCUCGAAGCCGAUGCGUUAGAGUUGAUCAUCGAAGAACAAGUCCGCAAGCCUUCGGGCGGUAUUCCAGUUCGAUGGAAAGUUCCAAAGGGAAGACGCACAGAAAUUGCAAUUCAAAACGCGGAGAUGAACCUUCUUUCGGAGGAGGCAGAUAAAGCCAGCAACGAUCAACCACCCAUUUCACAUCGACCAGCGGGACAAUUGGAAGAGGACAUCAAAGGAGCGUUCAUGGCUAAUCCUCUUGGAAAAGAAAGAUAUGAAGAAUCUUCUACAAGAGAUUCUACUGGAUCUAGCAAGCCCGCAGUCGCAAAAGGGACGAAACAAGAAUCGACUGGUGAUGCAACUGGAAAAUACGAUCGCAACGUGCCUGGGGAUCAAAGGAGGACCCAAACUACAACGGAAGGCAAUAGUGGCCCAAGGCCGCGAGUGGCCGCAUCAUCUAGUCGAGAUGGUAGCUCAAUACAAGACGAAACGAAAGAUGGCAACCGUAGAAGGAGACCUCCGCCAGGAAUUAGAAGGGGCGAUGAGUUUCUAGACGAAUCUAGGGCGACCGCUCCUCAUGAGAGAGCGGAAAAUACGGAUCGACGGCAACGGCCUCGUCCACGUGAGCGUCGGAGCUCAGGGGAGAGCCGUCGUGAAAAAACAAUAUACAGUGGCCGCGGGUCUCAGCCGUCAAAGCAACGAGCGCGAGACGAUCCCCCGUCGUCCAGUUCAGGUGUCUGGCCCGAUAUGGAUACAUUUCGAAGGCUCUUGAGGAACGAGGCUGGAUUGCGACUCAAAAUUUUAGGCGACGAUUGGGCUGAUGUGGUAAAAGAAGAGAGUGAUUGGAGAUUGAAUCUCUAUAAAGACUGGCUAUGGACUGUGCAUAACGGGAUUGGGCGACCGGUUGUUGAGAGUCGAAGCGACCGCAUGCGUCGACAGCGCAAAUUUCGUGAAGAAGUGGGUCCACCGCCACGAAGAUCCUCCAAUAGUCGGUCCAAGCCAUAG
Messenger RNA from Phaeodactylum tricornutum CCAP 1055/1, 2520 nucleotides. RefSeq lists its product with no specific name. NCBI's taxonomy places the organism in Eukaryota, Bacillariophyta, Bacillariophyceae, Surirellales, Neidiaceae. The record is from RefSeq and is a predicted model, not a curated record. The coding region runs from base 1 to 2520 and encodes 839 amino acids. The transcript has a single exon.